AUGGUGGUAUCUGGCGUUCUCGAGGAAAGCAUGACAGACGACGAGGAGGAUAGUGAGGGGAAGGAGGAGGAUGACCACAACGAGACUCCUCAUGAGAACUCAGCCGAGGAAAGGGACUCCUCUUCGGGUUCCAGAGGUGGAAGGUUCCGCCGUUCGCUGAGGCGCAUCUGGGGCAAAUUCACUGGGAAUCAUGCCCAACGGAGAGCGCGUAAGUAGCCCUAUUCUAUUGCAAUACUCUUUAGUUAUCAAAACCACAACAUGACUUCAUAUUCCGGUAGUUUCUUUUCAUAGCUUACUUUUAUGGCAGUUUCAUUAAUGAAUUAUGCUCGGACCAAGGUAGGCUAUUAUAGCCUGGCCAAAGAAGCCUUGCCUAUUUAUUGUAUUCUCAUAUUUUAUUUUCCCCCUACAGAUUGUAUGACUGAUGAGGAGCUACGAGACCUCAUGAUGUCAUGCUAUAUAAUUUGAUGCGGACUUCAUUGGCUGGAAAGUCAUCAGGGCUUUUUACGUUCUGGCAUGUUCAAUUGAACAGAACCGGUGCUGAACUGAACGACCAGUUGAAAAACCGGGUUGGGGAACACUGUCCACAUGGCCACUGCCCUUUUAAAAACGUCACUCAUUGCUUCAGACCACACCUCGCCACACCCACCAAACGGGAGCCAGCGUACCUCAGUCUGUUCAAGAACGUUUUUGGGAAACGUGUCAUUCGGUACAAACCGUUCCGCAACAUAGCAAACGUUCAAGCGAACUGAACACACCUCAGUUGCACCUGAUUGAUCAGAGAGGGGGCGUUGCCGUCCAGGAGCCUACACUACAGGAGCCUGUAGAAGACUGGCAUGUCCAGUUGGAAGCUGGAGCAAGCAGGAAUAUGUAUUCCAGAUAAUAGCCAACUAGGCCUAUGUGUCCAUUUCGUCUCACCUGCAUGUAAUAAUUGGUGGGACCAAACAAACACAUAAUAGAAACAGAAUUGUAAAGGCCUAAAAAACAAAACUAUAGGCUAUUCUUUGAAGCCAUUAGGCUACUGAAUGAAAUGGGUUUUUAUCUGAAAUUGUAUUUUUUGUGUGCUUUGAUAUAGCCUAUGGCUUUCCAUUUCCAAAGAUUAGAAUGUGUUGAAUAUUGUUGGUGCUCAAAGAUAACACUUUAUUUGAAUGUAAUUAAUUUAAUUCACUUUUAUUGAUUGUAUGUAUGUGAUAUUUUGCACAUUUGUUUAGUUAUAAUUCAACGUAAAACAUGUUAUUGUUUUGUUCAUUUUCAUCUAUCACUGGGAUGAAUUGGUUGCAGUAGUAACUGAUGCUUUCUUUUUCUCUGAGAAUAAGUUAAUAAACAAUACAGUUCUGAACAUCUGCUUGGUUUACCAUUAUUUAGAAUAUAAGACCACAUAAGCUCAUGCCAUAUAGGCCUAUACAAUAAUCGAGAAAAAAAUAUUUCACAAUGCCUUUUUAAUUUUAUGAACCAGGUGUAAUUUUCCCAAAAAAUUCUGGAGGAUGCAAUCAACACAAAUGGUUGCACCUGUGUUCACAUGGGGCGGGAUUGUGUUCAACGUGGUGAAACAUUCAGAAAGUUGCAGGAUGUAAAUAGAAAUGUAACAGAGCUAACAUGAUUCCCUGGCCUAUUCUAUGCAGACAAUAAUAUGUUUUAAUCUACACAAUACAUCACUAUUGAAACAUACUGUAUUGCUGCACUCUUCUGAAUGGGUCCCAAAUUAGAUGCACCUGUUGAGAUAGCAACAGGCACAUCUAAUAUGCUAAUCAAGGGGAUCUGUGACCACAGCGUGCUAUUUGAAAGCUAGCGGAACAACAGGUUGAUAAAACAAGGCUUUUACCUUGGACUCUGUCAGUUACAAUCUUCUACAAUCUGAUUGUGUUGUAUUGUCUGCAUGUCUGUCGGUUGAUGGCCAGCAAUAAUGUCAAGGACUCUAAGACUUCAUUCUAGGUAUGUUUAAAGGUUUUCUUAAUCAAGUAGCCUCAACAGAUUAUUGCCCAAUACUUUGUGUACUGUGAUAGCACUGAGACAUUGGCUUAUCUUUCAGUGAUGUAACUGUCACUCAUGAAAUCAUUCUUUAUUAUUUUUGUAAUACAGACUUCUGUUCAUGUGUCUGAUGAUAGCUGCUGUGGAUGUCAGUUGUUCAUAUUCAUCAAGGGGUAAGAUAAAUAACAGUAUCCUGCUUAUCUUAUUGUACAAAAAGUGAACAAUGGCUUGAGGUUGGGUCAUAUAUACCCAUGUCCAUAAAGUUUAUAGUUUUUGUUUGUCAUAUAUACUUAAAUAUGUAAGUUGGGCUACUGGUUAACAAUAUCCAGGUGCCCAGGGUUAUUGCUCGGAAUCUAUCUUUACAUGACUUGAGUGCUUAUCAAAUUGUCGAUACUUGACCUCAAGCUAUCUUGUGACAUGAAAUUGUUUGCCUUGAGCAGAUAUUUGAAAACCUCAACAUGCUCCAUAGCUGCCUUAUGUUACUUUAUUAGUGACCCAUAUACAUAUUAAAUGUAAGGACAAACACAUUUUAAAAUAUAAUAUUUAGGACCCAGCAUUUUUUAUUCUGUCCACAUAAUCUGAUUAGGGAAAAACUCUGAGCACUACUUAUAACACAUUGUCCAUUUAAUUCAGCAAUGCAAUUGAUAUGGGUUGAUUGAGGUUUUAGUUCACUGACCAAAAAUAAAUGCAACCUGCAACAAUUUUUUAAGAUUAUACUGAGUUACAGUUCAUAUAAGGAAAUCGGUCAUAAAUGUACAUAUUCAUUAGGCCCUAAUCAAUGGAUUUCACAUGACUGGGAAUACAGAUAUGCAUUUGUUGGUCACAGAUACCUUAAAAAAAAAAAAAGACAGGGGCGUGGAUCAGAACCAGUCAGUAUCUUGUGUGACCACCAUUUGCCUCAUGCAGCGCAACAUCUCCUUCGCAUAGAGUUGAUCAGGCUGUUGAUUGUGGAAUGUUGUCCCACUGCACAGCCAUUGAAGAGGAGAGUUGCUGGAUAUUGGCAGGAACUGGAACAUGCUGCCGUACACGUUGAUUCAGAGCAUCCCAGACAUGCUCCAUUGGUGACAUGUCUGAGUAUGCAUGCCAUGGAAGAACUGGGACAUUUUGUAUACAGAUCCUUGUGACAUAGGGCUGUGCAUUAUCCUGAAGAAUGGUAUGACAAUGGGCCUCAGGAUCUUAUCACGGUAUCUCUGUGCAUUCAAAUUGCCACCGAUAAAAUGUAAUUGUGUUCGUUGUCCGUAGUUUAUGCCUACCCACACACAACGCCACCAUGGGGCACUCUGUUCACAACAUUGACAAACCGCUCACCCACACUAUCUGCCCGGUAUAGUUGAAACCGGCAUUCAGCUGUGAAGAGCAGACCUCCAGUGAGACAGUGGCCAUUGACUGUGAGCAUUGGCCCACUGAAGUCAGUUACGACGCCGAACUGCAGUCCGGCCAAGACCAUGGUGAGGACGACGAGCACGCAGAUGAGCUUCCCUGAGAUGGUUUCUGACAGUUUGUGCAGAAAUUCUUUGAUCGUGCAAACCCACAGUUUCAUCAGCUGUCUAUGUGGCUGGUCUCAGAUGAUCCCGCAGGUGAAGAAGCCGGAUGUGGAGGCCUGGGCUGGCGUGGUUCUGAGGCCUGUUGGACGUACUGCCAAAUUCUCUAAAACGACGAAGGCGGCUUAUGGUAGAGAAAUUAAUGUUCAAACCUUUGGCAACAAUUCUGGUGGACAUUCCUGCAGUCAGCAUGCCAACUGCACACUAAAAACGUAAGGCCACUCUAAAAUGUGUAGUUUUGUCACACCAACACAAUGCCACAGAUGUCUCUCGUUGUCCCCAGCACAAGGUGCAUCUGUGUAAUGAUCAUGCUGUUUAAUCAGCUUCUUGAUAUGCCACACCUGUCCGAUGGAUGGAUUAUCUUGGCAAAGGAGAAAUGCUCACAGGAAUGUAAACAUUUGUGCACAGAAUUUGAGAAAUAAGCUUUGUUUUGUCAUUUCUGGGAUCUGUUAUUUCAGGACAUGGGAACAACACUUUACAUGUUGCGUUUUUUGUUCAGUGUAAUUAGUCCAUUUAAAAAAAAUGAAAUGCAUCAAUUAUUCAAAAUACUGAAUUGCACUUCUAUUGAUUUCCCUGUAGGCAGAAGCAGGAGAGCAGUACACGAACAGGGAAGUUAUCUCGGUGCAGAGAGCCCCAGAAGCUGGAGGCCUCUCUACAACCCGUACACACUUCCCCCUAGUCUGAGCCCAAGCCAACCGGUCCCCAGGAUUGUCCAACCUGACCAGGCUCAGAUGGUCUUUAGCCCGAGACCGGAAGUCCAACCUGGGACCAACAACGUUGUGGCCAACCAGAGAGAAGGUUCCCCUGAUGGCGACGAGUCUGAGCCCCCCAACAGUCAAUCUAGCAAAUUUCCAAGCAGCUCUGUGCCUAGUAAGACUGUCCAUUAUUGUACCUACCCUUCUAGUAGCCUAGGUAGCCCAAUUGUCCCCAGAACCUGGGGUUCCUCUGAAACCUUUUAUUCCAUCAAAAACCCUGUGAUCCAAAGUAGCCAUGUUGCCACCAGUAGUUUCCAACCUGCCAGGGACAUAUUUGGCUCUCCUGUUGUUGAAUACAACCCCAUCCCAGCCCAACAGGCUGAAAACCCUGUGAGUAACAAUGAGAAAUCCAAAUACAGAACGUUUCUGUCUUCCUACCUCUUCGGGGGAUCCCAACCCACUUCCAGCACCUCUGAAACCCCUCACAAGGGCCCUAGUGAAGGAAUGAAGACCAUUAGUGGACAUGGUGCCACCUCUGCUACCCAAAGUGAAGGAAACCCCAGUGUUCAUGGGUCUGGAAGAUCCACACAUGUCCAAGGGGGCUAUGGCUACAUAGGCUCUCAGUCGUACCCUACAUCCUUUAAGUCUUCCAAUGGACGACAAGCACCAGUGCACCCACCAACUCUGAGCCAAUCGGCUUCUUCUAAAGUAGAUGCUACCAGUGAAGCCCAACAUGUUUCUAGUAUCACCAAACCCUUCCAUCACAGUGCUAACUUUUCCCAAAGUGGAGGUAGCCCUAGUAGCUAUUCCCCUGGUGAAAAGGCUGAUACUCAGGCUAAAAGUGCUUUCAGCAGAAUUCAACCUCUUAUUAGAUUUGGCUCUUUCUGGAACACAAUAGCCCCCACUGCAACUCAACCCACCCAAAGUCCCUUUGAGCCUGCAGAGAGAGUAACUGCACCUCAUAGUCCUGCCCCUGACCAGUCUUUGAAAACCAAGAGUAGCUAUGUCCCUUGGAAGAAACAUGGGCUAAGAAGCUCAUCCAGUGUUCAGAACGGGGGAGCCACAGGCGGUUACAAACCUGGAAGAUCCAUGGAUGUCAAUACACUCGGAGGGUUCCAAUAUGAAGAUCCAGAGACAACAUUGGCUCCCAUCGUGAGUAAAGAUGACAUACGUUCUGUUGCUAUCAGACCUUCAGUCAACACAAACACUGCAAAGAGUCAGGGUACUGGCUGGAGAAAUAG
Molecule: messenger RNA, 5442 nt
Organism: Coregonus sp. 'balchen'
Lineage: Eukaryota; Metazoa; Chordata; Actinopteri; Salmoniformes; Salmonidae
Source: the annotation of a GenBank genome assembly